Messenger RNA from Aspergillus brunneoviolaceus CBS 621.78, 898 nucleotides. RefSeq names its product glutathione S-transferase. The coding region runs from base 44 to 811 and encodes 255 amino acids. The transcript is spliced from 4 exons. NCBI's taxonomy places the organism in Eukaryota, Fungi, Ascomycota, Eurotiomycetes, Eurotiales, Aspergillaceae. The record is from RefSeq and is a predicted model, not a curated record.
AUCAAUUUUUGUUUUUAUAUGCCGGGAUUGCAGGGCUGACACUAUGGCGGACCUUUUCACCGAGGCAAUGCCAUCGAGGGUCAAAGACACGAAGGGCUUGCAUUUAAUCACCUGCUCCACCCCAAAUGGGAAGAAGGUGCAGAUUCUGCUGGAAGAACUCAAGGAGGCUUACGGAUUGGACUGGACCACAUCCUUGGUCGACCUCGAGACCAAUGAGCAGAAGCAGCCAUGGUUUCUCAAGCUCAAUCCCAAUGGGAAAAUCCCCAUCCUCAUCGACCAUCCCAGCGGCGAGGAGCCAUUCCCCGUCAUGGAGUCGUCCGCAGAACUCCUUUACCUGGUGGAAAAAUUCGACCCCGAUCAUCAUUUCCACUUCUCCACGGCCACCGGCCGAUCCCAGCUCUUUCAGUGGUUGAUCUUCUGGCAUGCGUCCGGCCAGCCGCAUCAAGCGGGGUUGAAUCAUUUCGGAAGAUUCGCUCCAGUGCAGGUUCCUUAUGCUGUGCAACGAUUCAAGGCCGAGACACUUCGGAUCUACGACGUGCUGGAACUGCACUUGUCCGACCGCCUGGCCGGCGGCGAAGCCCGGGAGUACUUGGCCGGGGCCGGUCGAGGCACCUACAGUAUCGCCGAUAUCAAUGCGUACCCCUGGGUGCGGGCGUGGAGCAGAAGCACGAUCACCGAGGAGGAGAUGGGGAAAUUCCCGCACUUGAAAAAGUGGAUCGAGCGGAUUGAGACCAGACCGGCAGUGCUGAGAGGUAUCGGGGAUCAAUAUGACGAGGAGGUGCAUCCUGAACUACUGCUCACCACGAACUAGCAGAUAACUCUGUCUGUGUGGCUACAUUCUAUCAGGUUCCCAAUGUAGUAUGUUGUAUGUAACCAACGUGAAUGGACUCGUGUGAUU